AGGACGUAGGCAUGUGGCUGACAGUUUACCCCGGGAUCUCGAUCCGUUCGACACGCGAAUGAUUGAAAGUAUUUCGAAAGUAUAAUUGCGCUUACUUACUACCUGACAAUUCUCUUUUUCUUGGAUCGAAAUCUCAUUGAACAAAAAGCGGGAAAAAAGUGACUCAAAGAUGGAAAUGCACGUUAGAAACGCCAAUGACAGCGUGAAUAUUACGACAACAGAAGCGUAUAUGCUCACAUCGGAGGUAUCUCUCACUGCCGAAGAGGAGGAUGCGAUUGUAACGUUGGUGGUAGUUGUGAUCGGUAUUAUCGUCGCUAUAAUGGUGUUAUUCUCGAUGGGUAUCUUUAUAGAUUGUAAACAUCAGAAAACAGAUUCUGUCACGAAAAAAAGAAAACUGAAAUUGAAAAUGCCAUUAGCACGAAGAAAUCGAAAAGACGAAGUGAAAGCUUUAGCUUCGGAUAUGUGCCCGAACGCUAAUGAUAGCGGAUUCAGAGUGAGGGAUGCCAUAGUUUGAUGUGUUUAGAACAAUCCUUAUUUUAUACAGACUUUACGGAAGAUUUGAGAAAUUUAUAUUUUAUUAUACGACAAUAAAAAAUAA
Molecule: messenger RNA, 598 nt
Organism: Cataglyphis hispanica
Lineage: Eukaryota; Metazoa; Arthropoda; Insecta; Hymenoptera; Formicidae
Exons: 3
Coding region: 170-514 (114 amino acids)
Source: RefSeq, a predicted model, not a curated record